AGAAAAACACAUAACCGGAAGUGUUGUUCCAGUUAGCGGAAACGAGGCAUUUAGACUUAGGGAAGCAGUUGGAGGAGAAAAAUAUUUUCUUUCUGUAAUAAAACCUGCCCAGUGCGGUGUUAAACACACACUGGAGCAGCAACACUGCAACCAAUGGACCCUCGGAGUGUAAUUUUGACUCUGCGGUGCGUCCGUCGAUAGCGCACACCGGCGCCGAGUUGCCGGGGCCGGGAACCAGAACCAGGCCCGGGGGCAGACGGACGGGCACAACCCAGCACUGUGCUCAACGACACCGGCGGAGUGUGUGCGGAGGAAUUGGCAUGCUGUCGGUAAGGGGAAGAGUAGCACCGUGUCUGUAGCCAGGCAGCCAGUCCCCCCCCCCGGUAAACGCUUGAAGCUCGAAGCAUGGGACUUACCGCCAGCUAACGUUAACGGAGUUAACGGUCAACUUUUCCUCUUCUAGCUAACAAAACAACAAGUAUGAACGCUGGAGCCGAGUUAAAGUGAAAGAAGAGGGGUUACUAUACAUCACCUAACAUUUGCCGUUUGUUUAAAAGGCCUGAUAAAUGUUUCUGGAGCGAGUAUAACAGCGUAGCUACGUCGUUAGCCGCUACGUUUAGCCUGCCUCCCAAUCGCCCCCCUCCCCUCAAAUGAAAGAAUAUAAAGUUGUCGUGCUGGGCAGCGGCGGCGUCGGCAAGUCCGCGCUGACCGUCCAGUUUGUCACCGGCACCUUCAUCGAGAAAUACGACCCGACCAUCGAGGACUUCUACCGCAAGGAGAUCGAGGUGGACUCGUCGCCCUCCGUGCUGGAGAUCCUGGACACGGCGGGGACGGAACAGUUCGCCUCCAUGAGAGACUUGUACAUCAAGAACGGGCAGGGCUUCAUCCUGGUCUACAGCCUGGUCAACCAGCAGUCCUUCCAGGACAUAAGGCCAAUGCGAGACCAAAUAGUGCGAGUGAAGCGCUUCGAGAAGGUGCCGUUGAUCCUGGUGGGGAACAAAGUCGACCUGGAGUCUGAGCGUGAGGUCGCAGGGUCAGACGGGCGAGCUCUGGCUCAAGAGUGGGGCUGCCCUUUUAUUGAAACUUCUGCCAAGAGCAAGACCAUGGUGGAUGAGCUGUUCGCCGAGAUAGUCCGACAGAUGAAUUAUUCCACGCUGCCGGAAAAGCAGGAACAGUGCUGCACAGCCUGUGUGGUACAGUGAAGAAGAGAUGCAGCAUCUGUCUGGAUCUCCACAAGCAUUUUGAUGAACCAUGAACAACCAAACUUUUGACCUUACUGACAAAACUUCACCGUAGCUGAAGGUGAAGCUUCUGACUUUCUGUCACAGAGCGUCUGACUGGAAAGACGUCGGUCCUAUUUUUGAUAUCAUAACUGUUAGAGACGUUUUCUGCUGCAACCUUAACGGCCUUUGCGAUGUCCCAGGAUGGAGCUGUUCUUCAGAAGACAGACUGACUUGGAGCGAGCUCGGACGGCCAUCUGUGAAUUUCAGUCUCUCUCUCUUUAUUUUUUUUUUUUUCCUCCUUUUAGUCGGAAGUAUCCCUGAAGUAAUAAGCAAGAGUGUUUGUGAGGUUGCAGCUUCUUUUUAAAGCUGCUUUAAGCACUAUUAUAUACUUUAUUAUUAAUUGUAUUAUGUCUCAAGUUUGGAGUUUGAAAAAGUAUUUGAUAAUAUUGACAGAUUUUUACUUUUAAGCACGCAUACUUAAGGAGCCCAUGAGCAGCCAGUUUGUUGCUGCCCAGGUGUACUGCUCAUUUUAUUUAGGAAAAAAAAAGCUUUUUAGCUUGAGGAAACUUGAUUAAACCUGUGACAUUUUCAUUAAGGGAUGGUCAUUUUAUCCACCCAGCGGCAUAAAUUUCAAGAAUUUCCUCUUCUUUUAAUCGCAGUAGCCUGAGGCAGCUUAACUCAUCCAUAAAUAUGCAUGCUCAAAAUUGAAAAUGUCCUACUAAAUCAACUUGAAGUGAUAAGAAGAGCCAUUUUACUGUUUUUAGCCUGAAUUCUGUCAAAACAUCAGAAACAUUAUCGCUGUGCUGUACAAGGCAUGAACCAUGCAGAGGCAGGUCUUCCAAUUUCCCGUUUUCUUGAGGAGUCUCUGUCGGAGAAUGAUUUUGGAACGACCGAAUGGAAGCUCUCAGUGCAUAUUUGUGUUUGACUACAUGAUGUGUGUUGCUUUAAAUCCAGGAGAUGCUGAUACGUGUCAUCAAAUAACUCCAGCUGCAAUGUGGUUUGAUAAAAGUUCUGGCACAGUUACGCAGAUUUAACAUUGUAUUAUUAUUUUUUCUCUCAUAGUAACCUAUUUAUUAAAAACUAAUGACAUGGGUAGCCAGUUUUAAACAUUUAAUUUUAUACUAGGUUUUCGCUUUUUGUGACUUUUCAGGAUAUAUGGUAUAUUGUUUUUUUGUUUUUUUUUAAGCUGAGAAUUUAACAGAGCCUUAAAUAAUUUCUGUUGCACCCUCGUCUCACGUUUCUUUUUUCUCUCUAAGAUAAAACAACUGUCAACAUCUGGUAAUAAACUCGCUGGCCUUUCCGCUUUCAUCAUGAGACACAGUUAAAGUAUCUUUAAUUGACACACCGCCAGUUCUGUGUUUCCCUCGAUCUGAUCAUUUCUCAUUUCUUUCUCAUGUUUUCUGUCUAGUCCUCUGUAGCAACAGAGACUUUGGUGGUCGUACGGUAGCCUUGUCUUCUUGUUCAUGCUGCUGUGAAACAUGUUAAAACUUUUGUUAAACUGGCAACAGUCACAUAAGACUUUUGUGCCUGUUUCGACCAGUUUUGUAAAAGCCCUUGUAGAGCUGAAAUGGUUAGACAAUUGGCACAACUGUUUUUAAUAUUCGAUUUAUUGUUUAAGUUCAAUUAUUAAGCAAAUAUUCUUGAAUAAUACUUUGGUUUCAGCCUUUCA
Messenger RNA from Thunnus maccoyii (southern bluefin tuna), 2892 nucleotides. It is a transcript of the gene rap2c, whose product is annotated as RAP2C, member of RAS oncogene family. The transcript has 3 exons. NCBI's taxonomy places the organism in Eukaryota, Metazoa, Chordata, Actinopteri, Scombriformes, Scombridae. Gene Ontology annotation, cellular component: plasma membrane. The coding region runs from base 651 to 1202 and encodes 183 amino acids. The record is from RefSeq and is a predicted model, not a curated record. Gene Ontology annotation, molecular function: GDP binding; GTP binding; GTPase activity. Gene Ontology annotation, biological process: Rap protein signal transduction; negative regulation of cell migration.